AUGGCCGGUUUGAAGCGCGCUGUGGACACCAAAGACGAGCGCAAUGGCAAGCGGACAAAAGUGAAGGGAGGCGAUGUCGCUCCGCAGAAGACGAAAGCGGCCGCGCCUGUGAAAAAGGCGGUUUCUAAGCCUGACUUGAAGAAGAAGGAUCCCGCCGAGUCUGGAAAGACAGAUAAGAAGAAUGGGAAGAACAAGAAGAAGGUGGAGGAGUCUGAAGAAGAAGAAGAUGAGGAUGAAUUUGAUAUCGACGAUCUUUCGGACUUUGAGGGUGAGAAGGAUGAGAAUGAGGAUAUUGAUAUGGGUGGAUUGAGUGAUGAGGGUGGCGACGAUGACGAAGAGGAGGAAGAAGAUUCCGAGGAUGAGGAAGAAGAAAAGAAGCCCAAGGCUGGCUCACAGUCGAAUGGGAAAGCAUCGGAGCCUGAAAAGAACAACAACUCGCGCGAAUCGCAUGCGAAACAAAAAGCCCUCCAGCAAGAGCGCAAAGCCGCCAAACCCAACUCCGACAUCAUCGCCCGAUCCAAACAACUCUGGGAACGCCUACGUCGCAAGUCGCAUGUUCCACUCGAAGAGCGGAAGAAGCUUAUCGCAGAACUCUACAGUAUCAUCGGUGGUCGCGUGAAGGAUUUCGUUUUCAAGCACGACUCGGUCCGUGUCAUCCAAACCGCCUUGAAGUACGCAAACACCGAACAACGGAAGCAGAUUGCACGUGAACUGAAAGGUAGCUACGUCGAGCUGGCACAGAGCCGGUACGCCAAGUUCUUGAUUGGAAAGUUGAUUGUGCACGGAGAUACCGAGAUCCGGGAUAUUAUCAUCCCCGAGUUCUAUGGUCACGUCAAGCGUCUUAUUCGGCACCCCGAGGGCUCUUGGAUUCUGGAUGAUAUCUACAGACAAGUCGCGACCAAGGACCAGAAGGCCAAUCUGCUUAGGGAAUGGUACGGGCCGGAGUUUGCGAUUUUCAGAGAUAAGAGCGCAGUCCCCUCCGCAGACCUAUCCGAGAUCCUCACAAAGAACCCGGAGAAGCGAUCGCCGGUGAUGCACUUCCUGCACGAACUGAUCAACCAGCUGGUGCAGAAGCAGAGUACGGGAUUCACGAUGCUGCACGAUGCGAUGUUGCAAUAUUUCCUGAACACGAAGACGGGCAGCACCGAUGCCAGCGAAUUCAUCGAGCUGCUCAAGGGUGACGAAGAGGGUGAUCUAGUCAAGAACUUGGCUUUUACCAAGUCCGGAUCGCGGUUGUUGUGCCUUGCUCUGGCGCAAUCGAACGCAAAGGACCGAAAGCUUUUGAUCAGGAACUUCAGAGAUACGGUCAAGAUGAUGGCCAGUGACCUUCACGGGCAUACUGUCAUCCUGACAGCCUUUGAAGUGAUCGACGAUACCAAGCUUACCGCAAAGACAUUCUUCACCGAGCUGCUGAACCAGAACGACGACGCGGAGACUAGAAAUGAAGAGCUGAUGUACCAGGUGAAUGACCUGACGGGUCGUAUCCCCAUCCUCUUCCCAUUCGCCGGUGACCGCGUCAAGUGGCUCCUCCCAGAUUCAACCUCGGAAGCCCUCAAGGAAAUCCGCGAGGUCCGCAAGGAGACCUCGAAGAAGGAUCCCGAAGUCCGCCGACAAGAACUCGUCAAGGCAGCCUCGCCAACACUCCUCGAACUGAUCACCGCCCGCGCAGACUCCCUCCUCGAAACAAGUUUCGGCUGCCAGCUCCUCUCCGAGGUCCUCUUCGACGCUGACGGCGACAAGACCGCCGCCUUGACCGCCGUCGCCGAAGCCGCCAAGUCGCGCUCCGACACCAAGGACUCACCGUUCGUGGGACGACUGCUCAAGUCCCUCGUACAAGGCGGUCGCUUCAACGCCGCGACCAAGACGGUCGAGAAGGUCCAGCCUGCGCUCAACUUCCACACAUACCUGUACGAGCAGAUCCAGGACGAGAUCAUGACAUGGGCCACUGGCUCGAACGUGUUCGUGGUCGUGGCAUUGGCAGAGUCAGACGAGUUCGAGAAGAAGAACGAACUCCUCAAGACACUAAAGAAGAACAAGAAGGCGUUGGAGAAGGUCAUUGUCGAUGCCGCAGCUGAGGCAGGCAAGGGUGGAAAGAAGGGCAAGGCUGGUCCCACGAGUAGCGGGGCGAAGUUGUUGCUGGAGAAGGUUUAA
This is a messenger RNA of Aspergillus chevalieri, 2151 nucleotides long. RefSeq lists its product as uncharacterized. Gene Ontology annotation, biological process: regulation of translation. The record is from RefSeq and is a predicted model, not a curated record. Gene Ontology annotation, molecular function: mRNA binding. The coding region runs from base 1 to 2151 and encodes 716 amino acids. The transcript is spliced from 2 exons. NCBI's taxonomy places the organism in Eukaryota, Fungi, Ascomycota, Eurotiomycetes, Eurotiales, Aspergillaceae. Gene Ontology annotation, cellular component: nucleolus.